UAUCGAUCAUUGUGCAGCUGCUGUAAUCACCGCUAGACAUUAUUAUUACUAUUAUUAUUAUUUACGGUCGUCUUGCGUACGGCGGUGUUGAAGUCAUACAAUAAUGUGUGUGUGUACGACGCGUAUACACCUGAUCAUGAUGGUUUCUUCUCGUUUCUUCCGUUGAUCGUCGAUCGUCUCUUGUCGAAAUCCGCGACGUACUGUUUCGCUGUUCCGGCUUGAGCUUGAGCUUCGCUUCAGACUUCAGCGUCCGUUGCAUCUCCCGCACUCCUCAACAAACCUAAAUGACCGGAUUUUGUUUUUAGUUAAAUAGUAAAAUUAUUCAAUCAAAAUGGAAAUUGAACAAUUGGUAUAUGAAACACUCAUGCAGGCCAGUAGUCAACAUCCUGAUAUGCUGAAACCUGCUGAACAAAAACUUAAAGAAUGGGAAGUACAACCAGGAUUUUAUUCAUUGUUAUUUAGAAUAUUUUCCAAUCAGUCAUUAGACUUGAAUGUUCGUUGGAUGGCAAUUCUAUGUUUUAAACAAGGUGUUGAAAAAUAUUGGAGAAAAAAUAGUCAACAUGGCAUUUCGGAAGAGGAAAAAGUUACUUUAAGAAAAAUGUUAUUAACAAACUUGUCUGAACCUGUUCCACGACUUGCUACUCAAGUUAGUGUAAUAAUUGGCAGAGUUGCAAGAUUGGAUUGGCCUUAUGAUUGGGGAGAUUUGAUGCCUGAAUUAAUGGAACGUAUCAAAUAUGAUCCACAAAAUCGUGCUUUGUUAUCAAUGCAUCAUGUAGUCAAAUCAUUAUCAGGAAAACGAUUGUAUGAUAGUAUACGAUUAUUUCAAGAUGCAUCCAGCCAAUUAUUCCCAAACUUUUAUAGUCAUUGGGAACAAAGAACUGAUGCAUUUAUUGAAGAAAUGGAACAAGGGCAUGCAUUCCCUUCAACAGCUAAACUUUUGGAAGAUGCAUUUUAUACUCAAAAAAUUUUGUCCAACUUUGUAUUGUAUGGUUUUAAAUCACCUUAUCCUGAUGAUGUAAAAAGAUUCAUCUUAGCUGUCUUCAAUAAAGUUCGACCAAUUGUUGCUUGCCGUGCUUACUACCCUGAUUUAAUUGAAAAAUUUGUGUGUCGAAUGUUCAAAAUGCUUAUGACAAUCAUAGAAGAGCAUCCUGCUGAAUAUUUGGAUUUUAUUCAGCCAACUAUUGAACUUGCUUAUUACUAUGGUUUUACUGCUGAAGGAAACGCUGUUGUCUUUGAAAGAUUCUUAAUACAGCUUUUUAAUUUAACUAAAUUCAUAUUAAUUUGUCCUCAAUAUAAAUUGCCUCGUACUAAUGGCCCUGUUUGUCAAGUUGAGGAAAAUGCAAGAAGAAUAUCAGUUAUAGCUGUUCAACAUAAAGGGUCAGUAUUCAAAUCUGAUCGAUUAAUGAAUAUGUGUCAGCAGCUAAUCUAUAAAUAUUUUUUGCUGACACCAGCUGAAUUAGAAAUAUGGGAUAGCGAUCCAGAAAUGUUUGCUACAGAUGAAGUUGGAGAAUAUUGGAAGUAUAACUUAAAGGCAUGUACAGAAUCAUUAUUUAUGUCAUUAUUUCAUGAGUUUAGAGAAUUAUUAACACCUAGACUUGCAGCAACUAUUGAGUCAAAUAGAGAAUUUGUUGACCCUACUAAUUUAGAAGCAGUAUUAAAAAAAGAUGCUAUUUAUAAUGCAUUUGGACUUACUGCAUUUGAAAUGUUUGAUAUUAUAAAUUUUGAUGACUGGUUUAAUACAACUUUACGUCAAGAGUUGAUGGAAACACGUGGUCAUUCACGUGUAUUGAAAAGACGUGUUGCAUGGUUGAUUGGACAAUGGCUUACAGUCAGACUAAACCCUGAAUAUAGACCAGAAUUGUAUAAUAUUCUCAUCGGACUUUUAAAUCCUGAACAAGAUAUGGCUGUUCGUUUAGCUGCUACAUCUACUUUACGAUGUGCAAUCGAUGAUUUUGAUUUUAGUUCAGAGCACUUCAUUGAAUAUUUGGAGCCAAUGGCAUUCUCAUUAUAUAAACUUUUAGUUAGUGUACGAGAGUGUGACACAAAGUUAAAUGUUCUACAUGUAAUGUCAUUUAUGGUAGAACGAUUAGGUCCUAUGGUUGAACCUUAUUUUGACUCUUUACUUCAGUACUUACCAAAAUUAUGGACUGACUCAGAUGACCAUCAUAUGCUUCGUUGUGCAAUUAUUUCCACAUUAACACAAAUUGUUCGAGCUAUUCGAACAAAAAGUGCUGAACUUACCCCAUUCUUAGUUCCUAUAAUUAGAUACAGUGUAGAUAUUAAAGAAACAGCAUAUAUUUAUUUACAAGAAGAUGGUCUUGAAUUACUGUUAUCUUAUAUUGAAUCAUGUUCAACAUAUAAUGAUGACAUGCUAAGUUUAAUAAAUUAUCUUCUUCCAUUAUUAGAUUACUCUACUGAACAUUUAAAAACUGGUCUUAUGAUACUUGAAGCUUAUAUUCUAAUUGCACCAGAAAGAGUUAUAUCGGAAUAUGGUACACAAUUUUUUAACUUAACUACAUCUCUAAUGAAUGAUCUUAAAGAUGAAGGAAUAGUAUGUAUACUAUCUCUAUAUGAAACAAUUAUUAAAGUCAAUUUACCGCAAACUAUAGAGAUGAUGAUGGUUGUUUUAGGACAAAACUUAAAAUGCUUAUGCUCAGGAGAAAUAGGUUUGACAGUAAAUAGUUGCCGUUUAUCUUUGAUUUCUAGAGUCAUAUUAAAUGACCCAGCUAUUUUUAUUCAAGUUGUAGAACAUUUAUGUAUCACAGAGAAUGGUAAUUUAAUAAACUUUGAUAAUGUUCUUAAUAGAAUUAUUGAAGUUUGGUUAGAACGCAUGAACCAAAUUGUACAAAAUGAUAGAAGAAAACUAUUAGGCCUUGCAUUAGCUUCACUUUUAACUUGUCAAAAGAAACCAAUUUUAGAAUUAUUUAAAGAAAUCAUAACUGUUUGUGUGGAAACUUUAAAUGACAUAAUGAGGAAGACUGAUGAUGGAAGUUAUACAGAUUCCAUGUUAUUGACUGAUGAUUGCUCCAAUGUAAGUUCGCGAGCGAAUUCUGAAUGUGAAUAUCAGUAUGAAACUGAACAUAAUGAACGCCAAAGGUGUCUGUCACUUAAAGACCCAGUACACUGCAUACCAUUCCAUACAUUUUUGCAGUCUCAAUUAUUAACAUUGAAAAAUCAAAUUGGAGAGCAACAGUUCCAAAGUGGGCUUAUAUCCAAGGUAGACAGUGACAUACUAGAACAACUUUACUUGUACAUGUAGAGUGGCAUAAAUUAAUGUUAUGUACAAAAUGUCUUUCUUCCAUUCAGUCUACAAAGCUCUUUUAUAUUAUGAAAUAAUUACUAAAUUAUAUUAUGUUAUAAAAAUUGAUACAUAACUGUGUAAUAUUUAGACAGGUUUAAUUUAUCAUUAAUUUAACUAUACUCUAUUUCUUUGAACAGAAAAUUUACUGUAUAAUUUUUUUUUUCACAAUUGAUUUUUAUACAUUGUUUUUAUUGCAGCUGUAUUGAGACCUAUUGAUAGGCACAACAUGUUAAAAGUUUUGUCGCAUUAUUUACUUGAUGAUUAAUAUUGUUCACUCCAGACUCAUUUUACAAUUUUAUAUUUUGCCAUUGAUCUAAUAAGAAUAUACUAGUCAUUAAUGAAAUUUA
Sipha flava (yellow sugarcane aphid) is the source of this 3648-nucleotide messenger RNA. RefSeq names its product importin-11 (gene Impbeta11). The transcript is spliced from 20 exons. Gene Ontology annotation, cellular component: nuclear envelope; cytosol. Gene Ontology annotation, molecular function: small GTPase binding. NCBI's taxonomy places the organism in Eukaryota, Metazoa, Arthropoda, Insecta, Hemiptera, Aphididae. The coding region runs from base 332 to 3259 and encodes 975 amino acids. The record is from RefSeq and is a predicted model, not a curated record. Gene Ontology annotation, biological process: protein import into nucleus.